CCUGAUUGACGGAGAAGCAACCGCAGGCAGCCAUUUCAAUUGGACUAUUUCCCCGGCCGCUGCCAAGCCGGGUCAUCGACAACAGGAGACCAACCCCGUUGACCAACAAGAACGUUUGUCUCCUCGACGACGGCUUAGAAGGUAAUUAGCAACCGGACCGACAUGCUUUUCUUUUGUCCCUGCGAAAAGUCAGGCGAGAAUCUUCAGCAUUGAGCCCACACAAUGACGUCGGGAGCUGAGCUAUGGGCACUUCGGAAGUCAGGCACAGUAGCGGUGCAGAGACAACGAACAAGAACGUUGGGACGCUGUCAGAGUGGUUCUCGAUGUCCACUUUCGUUCCACAACAAGUCCACCACCCUUAUGGGGAGGCCCCUUUUCCCCGUCCCCGCCGGCCGAGGUUGGACGUCGCCGUUUCUCAUGCCCACUUUCCUGACGCUGGUGGAUGCUGCUGAAUCUGCCUUGUCGUACUGUGGAAGUCUCUGUUCGGACGCAGUGGGCUACACUGCGUACUGUGCGGCACCAGUUCUGUUGCCGAAGAUGGCGGCUUUGCGGCUACUGGCGGUUUCGCCAGCAACGAUGAUCGCUGCUGACGAGCCACAGAAUACAAUAGGGUAUGUAACCGUUAAUGUGGCUGAGUCGGUUCGCUGCGGGCUCGGGGAUGAUGCACAUGGACGAAGUUGAGGACGAUAUUCAUACACUUUAUUUCCUCGGCAUUGAGCUUUGUAGGCUUCGCCGCUGACAAUCAAUCAAUUGAUCCUCUGGGCUCCCGUCUG
Microdochium trichocladiopsis is the source of this 773-nucleotide messenger RNA. RefSeq lists its product as uncharacterized. The transcript has a single exon. NCBI's taxonomy places the organism in Eukaryota, Fungi, Ascomycota, Sordariomycetes, Xylariales, Microdochiaceae. The record is from RefSeq and is a predicted model, not a curated record. The coding region runs from base 223 to 681 and encodes 152 amino acids.